Messenger RNA from Poecilia latipinna (sailfin molly), 2440 nucleotides. RefSeq lists its product as uncharacterized. Gene Ontology annotation, biological process: lipoprotein metabolic process; lipid transport. NCBI's taxonomy places the organism in Eukaryota, Metazoa, Chordata, Actinopteri, Cyprinodontiformes, Poeciliidae. Gene Ontology annotation, cellular component: extracellular region; membrane. Gene Ontology annotation, molecular function: lipid binding. The transcript is spliced from 4 exons. The record is from RefSeq and is a predicted model, not a curated record. Bases 137 to 1936 code for a protein of 599 amino acids.
UUAUAAGCAGCUGUGCUUCUGACGGGACAAACAACUGGACUUUUCGGAAUGUGGAGAGCAGUAACUCUGUGCAGAGUUUUCGAACAGAAGCAGGACCGAAUAGCAACAAACAAUCUCCUUCCUCUACGGUCACAUCAUGGAUGAUGCUGAUGCUCUCAUACGUAAGGUCGAUAAAUGGGUGGCUCUUCAGAAGAAAUGUUCCAGGAAGUUGAAGAACCUGGCAGAUGAGCUGGAGGAAGCGAUGAAGGCGGCCAACGUGACCAAAGUCGUCAGCAGCUCGGUGUCUGUGGGGGGAGCAGCUGCCAUGACGGCGGCGGGCGUGUUGACGCUUCUGACCGGCGGAGCAGCGCUGCCUGUUCUGGCUGUAGUGGCAGGCGCGGGAGCAGUGGCUUCUGGGACCGGUGCGCUAACCAGUGUUGGUUCUGAUGUUUACAGCGCCAGCAAGUCCAAAGACAUCAUGGAGGAAGCCCAAAAGGUUCUGGAAGAGCUACAGAGUCUGGAACAGGAAAUGAAAGACCUCAUGAAGUCGCUGAAACGACAAGCCUCCAACUUCUACGACGAUGGUGGCGCUGCUGGUGGUGGAGAUGAUGACGAUGAUGGCAACAUUAUGGAGUUUGUCAUGAGAUCAAUGGCCAGACAGGAAGGGCUGGAGCUCCCCAGCAGCAUCAUGAUCAGAGCGGUGUUUGGGUUACCGCGUAUCAGCAUGUUCAAGAGGAUCAAGGCCAAUGAUAUUGUUCUUGCAGGAUGUCUUAUGAUCCUUAGAAGAGCUCUGGUUGCAGCAGCCAAACAAGGAGGGAAGAAAGUGGCUUCUUCUCUGGGGAAAAAAGCAGCUUCAGCAGCAGCUGGAAGUGUUGCAGGAGGAGCGGUCGGGCUUUUGUUUUCUGUUCCUGAGCUGGUCAGUGAUUGCCAAAACCUGGACAACACCGAGACAGAAGCCAGUAAAACUCUGAGGAAAAAUGCCAGGACUAUCCUGACCAGCGCCGAGGAGACGGAGAAAGAACUGCAGAAAAUAAGAGAAGCUUUUAAGGAGUUGGUCAGAAUCAAAUUCAUCAUAGAGAAGGAGAUCAGGACCAAAGAUGAGAAGAGAGAGCUGAUCGAAUACGCAAUUAAAAAUUCUCCUUACCCAGAGGUUAAACGGUGGUUGAGAGAAAACGCAGAGUCUGAUGUCUUCUUCCAUCUGGUAAACCUGAGACGCUUCUUCAAAAGAAAGCUGGAGGAAGAGAAGAGAAAGAAGAAGGACCGGAAGAGGAAGAAGAUCGAGCUGGUCUUCUUGGCUCAUGGAUCGAUUGUGGACUCGAUGCUUCCUGCCAGAUGUCUGCUGCCUCUGCCGUCCAUCACAGACGUCCUGCUGUAUUCUCCCUGGAACUGCCUCCUGUCUGCUAACGCAGCCUAUGGCAUCGCUACAGGAAGCAUCCAGCCUGACCACCGGCAGUUUAGAUGCACCAAGCCAGACCUAUGUUCUUCUUGUAAGACCUCUCGUAAUGCCCAUAAACCAUUACAUCUGCCCUCUAGAUGGAACUCUAUGAAGAACGCCGGACUUGUCCCUAAGAUCAUGGUUAGUCCUGUAUCAAAAGUAGGAGAUGGUGCGUUUAAACGUGUCAUUGAUCUAAAAAAAGAUUAUGGUGCACCAGCAGGCAACCGGUAUCUCAUCCCGUACCUCGCCCCCUCGAUCGGCAGAGUGCCCUUCUUUGUCGUCACGUUGGCCAUUUCUCUGGCUCUGUUUUUGUUAGACUAUGAAGCCACCGUCCACCUGGCGGCCUGCCUGGGAAAAUCACCCAGAGGCGCCGAAAUGCAGGAGGAGUAUCUGAGGCUGCAGUACGCCUACACUGUGGACAACACCUUCAUGACCGUUUCAGAAAAAACAUUCUCCUCCAAAGAUGAAGCGGUUUAUAACAUGUUCAGGGCUGUUUUUGGUGAUGAGCCUCCAUCUUUCUAAAGGCUCCAAACCUGGGGUACAGGAGCACCAGCGGACGUUUUCCCGCACUUAUUUUUUCUGGAUGGUUUUCUCAAGAGAAUGAGUUGGAUUCCCAUUUUAUAUAUGUAUAUAUUUUCUUUCUCGCUCUCUGUGAAGGCGGACCCGUUUUCCUCUCCCAGCCCAUUCUCGUCCUGCUUGCUCUAUUUUUGUGUUGCUUUUUUGGAGCCUUUCUUUGUACAUCUUCUGAAUCUACAAAUUAUGGAUCUGGUUAACUGGGAAGACCUAUACUAGGACAGACAGAAAUUUUAAGUCUGCCUGAUCUACAGAAAAUCUGUUAUUCUGAAUCUGGCUCCCUGUGGCCUUCUGACCUUCUCAAAUCUCCUGGAUUUAUGUAGACAAGCGUCUCCUUCCCAUCUCCUCACCCUGGACAGGUCACAGGUUGCUGAAAAUGUACUACAGAAAUAAAAUUACCUUUACCUAAAACUGUUUUUCAGCAGCAAUAAAGCUAUUAAGACAUUAAGCUCA